UCUAACGCGUAAGCUCUCUUGAUUCUCUUCAGUUCUGAUUUCCUCUGUUCUUGAACUGAAAGUGAAUUUAACGAUCUAUCUCCGGGAACAACUUUUGUAAUGGUAACUGUAAAAAGAAAAGGAAGCAAAGUCAAAGAAACUGACAGACCACUUUAAUAAGUGGACAAAAUAGGUAAGUUUCUAAAGAAACUGUGGCGCUGCGUUGGUGGGAGAGUAUAACAAGCCAAUUUGUUAUUAUAAACUGAGUUGAUACCGUAAAUUGGCUAUGAAACUCUAAACGGUGGCCAAUUUACGUUAUCAACUCAGCUGAUAAUACCAAAUUCACUGACAUAAGUAAUUGAAAAAUUAGCGUAAUCUGUUUCUACCUUACUAAGCCUUCUACACAUGACAAAAGUACGAAGGUUUUUUUUUUUACUUUCCUAUCCCUUAAAAACAACUUUAAAGCCAAUAAAACCAAAUUUUGAUGGUGCAUGUAGUGCGCAAGAGUUUACCACACCUCUAAGCGUUUAAAAUCAUGGAUGUGAACUGGUCACGAAGAUGGCUACAAACAACGAUCUCCAUGAUUAUUAAGACAACUAAUGUAUUAUGCAUUUUUAAAGUCAUUUACGGAAUUGGAAGGAAGCUUUCUAAAUUGUUGAUGAAUUUUCGAAGUCCAAACAACAUUCUUUAUUUGGAAAUCGACAUAAUUGCUUGAAUAAAAAGAACACCAUCAUCAACAUUAACCAUUCUAAUUUACAAAACCUAUAGACGAUGAGGACCAUACAAGUACUCGUACUUCACACUGUGCUUCUGAACGUUAACGUUUAAAUUUGUAGGGAAUAACAACUUUAAGGUAUCUUUACACACAAAUCCUAAUGGACGAUAAAAAUAACACCUUAAAGAUGUGAAUCUUUAUCGCCCAUCAGGCUUCUGCUGUAUUUCAGAUGACUGCCACAUGAAAACCGCGUCAUUGACCAAGCUAAUCAAUUUUAAUGAGGCGCCCAGCCAGGACAAGAAAAUUCUUUGCCCAAAAUAUUCAUAUUGACUUGAAUAAAUUAUAUUAAUUCUACACGGCAUACAUCUGCAUUGAAAAUAAAUACAUAAGAGAACGAAUAUUUUAAGUACUAAGCGAACUUUAUCGCAAAUGUUCAUCACCUGAAUCAAUUUCAUGGUCUAAUAUUAAUUCUUCCCGUCUUCCCCACUCAAAUUGACGAAUCUGUUCCCUUAAUCACUAAAAAGGGUCCAUAAACUACAAGCUGCAAACCUUAUUUUAAUUCCUGGCUAAGCCUAUCUACUCUUUGCAUAUGUUAAAAAAGGAAAAAAAAAUAAAGUAAAAAAUUUCAGAGUCAAUCGGUUGGCCACACAUCGUCUUUUAUUAUCGGAAAGUUACAUUGUCUCUGCCUUUUCAACAAAAACAAAUCUUUCUCGUGGACUGAAAGUUCCUUAAAACCCGAUAAAUGUAAAUGUUAACAGUAAACAUAACAUAUUCCACCUGUCGUGUGUUUACGUGUGCAAUGAAUAAUUCAUAUUUGCACAUUUCUAGACAAAGGCCUUAUGUUGCAGGGAAAAAUAUCAUUGGUCGAGAUCUCUCCAACGCUCAACCUGUGUUUUGUCUUCACAGCAGUAACUUUUCGUUUUCCUUAGCAACAAAUUGUUUAAAUGCCUCAGUCAUUUAGCAUGCCCUAGCUGUUUUGAAUAAGUGAUUCAGGAUUUCACAUGCGGUGAGUCACUCGAGAAACGAAAAUUUAUUUCUCUUCCGAAUGAUUCUUAGCAUAAGGACUAGCUUAUUUGGAAUGGGUAACAGCAUUAACAACUUAUCAUUAUAAGGUGCCUUUACCAAGGAUCUAUGAAGCAUCAGUUAUAUUAAGAACGCAGACAGAAUAACAAAGAACAAGGCAACUCAGUCUCAGCAGCUAUGUCAACAAAGUAUCCAGUUCAGGUGGACUGCAUAAGACAAGUGCCACCCACGGCGCUCGAAACGGUCGAAGAAAUCCCGGCGGUUGAGCCUGUACAUCCAGAAAAAACAGCAGAUAGUAGUGAUGAUGAAUAUGACACAGACUUAGAAAACGAUUUCAUAGAGGAAGAUCCUCAGGAAAAUAACCAAGGAAGGGAAAAUUAUCUGACAGCCUGUAAAAAUCUUGGCCUGAUCCCUUGCACUCCGUUUCUCAAGCAAAUCGGUAAGGCAGAGAUGAAUCUGAAGCAUUACAAUCUUGGGUCGCUUGGAGCCGAAGCAGUGGCGGUAGCGCUGAUGCAAAAUACAAAAGUGCUGUCGGUGAAUAUUGCUGAUAAUUGCAUCGGUGCAGACGGGGCUAUCUACAUGGCCAAGAUGCUAACCGAGAACCCGUAUAUUACAGAACUGGACGUCUCGCAGAAUGAUCUGCGCACGCAAGGGGCGUAUGCUAUGUCAGAAAUGCUAAGAGAGAACUCCGAACUCCUUGAGCUUAACCUCUCGAAUAACGGUUUCCAGGAAAAAGAUGCUGAACCUAUAGUGGAAGCUAUGAAGCAGAAUUACACUCUGAAAUCAUUGAAUCUGAGUCAUAAUCGCUUCUGUGAAAUGGGUGGACGACUGCUAGGCCCAGCAAUUGACGCCAAUGUUGGUCUAGAGUAUCUCGAUUUGAGUUGGAAUCACUUCAGAAGGCAAGGAGCGAUUGCCGUUGCUUAUGGAUUGAGAAACAACUGCGCUUUAAAAUUUCUGGACUUGUCAUGGAAUGGCUUCGCAGACGACGGCGCAAAAGCAAUCGGCGAAGCACUGAGCGAGAACAACACUCUGACUGAGCUUGAUAUUUCUAGUAACCGGAUAUCUGUCGCUGGAGCAAAGAGUCUGGCAAACGGGCUGGCUAAAAAUUCAACCUUGCAGAUCUUACGCAUCGGACAGAACCCGUUCCAGAGUGAGGGUGCUUAUGAGAUCUUGAGCGCCGUUGCGAAAAAUAAAGAGAGCGCCAUUGAAGAAUUGUACUUCGACGACAUUCCUAUGAAUGCCGAGUUUGAGGACUUACUGGAGGAAGUGUUGGAUGAGAGACCGAAUCUGAGUGUUCAGUGUGGAACGGCCAUGAAAGGGAAGGACAGGGUUAAGAGAAUGAAGAAAAAAGUGGACGUUCUUAAUUUGCUCUUGGAGUACAUCGAGCUCAGAGGUCUUCGGGUGGUAGACUUUUUCCGCCAGUUAGACAAGGACAACAGUAAAAAGAUCUCUAGAGCAGAAUUCAUGAACGGAGUAAAGAAAGCUGGAAUACCAAUGACUAGAAAGCAGCUGAAGAAGCUCGUUCGAAUUCUAGAUACAGACAAUGAUGGGAAUAUAGACUACGGAGAAAUGAUCGCCAUUAAAAAGGACGAAGUGUUUGACUUCUACCAUAAAAAGAAGACUUACAAGAAAGACGAUCCACUAUUACAGUCCUUUAAAGCCGCCCAACUAAAGAAGCCCUAAACAAACGGAGGCUGUUAUAGUACAAAGCAGCAACUUUUAUGCCUGAUUGGUUGAGAUGGUGGGGCGAGAUAUCUGGACCAAUUACAGAGCAAAGUAAAGCAAACCCGGUGCAAUCACUGAUUUCUUGCGACACUCAGUUGAAAAUUGCCCAAUUUCGAAAAGUUACUUGGCAAACGUACGCACCUACCUACACCUGGUGCUAAAAGUAAACUCUCAAAAGGCAACGGAAUGUACAGGGUAACCAAAUUUUCAAUUUUUCACUAACACUGGCUGCCUGGCAUUUUUAACUCUUAGGUUAUUUUGGGCAGCCAGCACCCCUAUCAUUGUCUGUACUAUUAUUAUAAAUUUUUAUUUCUUGUAUAUUUUGGGGUGAAAAAAAUAAAGUUGUUGUUGUUGUU
Molecule: messenger RNA, 3798 nt
Organism: Pocillopora damicornis (cauliflower coral)
Lineage: Eukaryota; Metazoa; Cnidaria; Anthozoa; Scleractinia; Pocilloporidae
Molecular function (GO): protein binding; calcium ion binding
Source: RefSeq, a predicted model, not a curated record